AUGGCUCGCUUCGUCGAUUUAGGGGACAGUGACGAUGAACAGGGCGCUUCCGAGUCUCUCGCUCAGCAGCACCUGCACCCCGGCGUGAAUGGGAUUGGGCUCAAUGGCAAGGGCCUGGUUGUCCACAACGGCUCCGAUAGGGACCAGGGCAGCCAGCCGCCGCCCGAACACCCUCCGAGGAUACAGAACCUCACCACAAUGGCGUUCGCCUGUUAUCCCGUCGUCGCCGCCAUCGUCUCUCACAUCGACUUGAACACCCUGGAUUCCCUUGCCCGCACCAGCUUCUUCAUCCAUGCUUCGCUCAUCCAGUACCGUCAGGUUCUCAUCAACUCGACCUUGCACUGCUCCAACGAGGCCGUACCGGUAGAUCAUGACCAGGUCUUUCGUUAUCGUGCCAGGGCGAGCAAUUGGGAAUACAUGCAGGAGGAUGGCCGCAACUACGAAGCCAAGUCUGGCGACUGCGCCCGUGACCUAGUCGAGCCAUGCCGACGAUGCAGCAAGGUUAUUUGCCGGAACUGUGCAAUCAAGCCUCCGGCUCCGGUCACUUUACGUGAAAGACAUCGCAGAUUAUGUAGCCCCUGCACCCGCGCCCCAAUUGCGACUCUUGCAAAACCUCCUCUGGACCCAUCGCUUCCCCUUGAUGCAGAAGCGGUACAGAGAGCUUUAUGCCAGUGUGAUAAGCAAGGAGUUUGGCUCUGUCAACCCUGCGGCCGAUCUAUUCGCGGUGCCGAUAACGAGUACCAUCGCAUUUGGCGCUGGCGUAGCCAGUACGGAGAAAUUUUGGGUGGCUUAGGUACGGGCAUUGGGGAGGGCGAUCGCGGUGUCAUCUGCGGUCGCGAGGCUGAUUGCUGCGCUGCCAAGGAGCGUGAACAAGAAAUUGACUGUGAUGCUCAAGACGCCAAAGAUAAUGGCCAUCUCGGCUCUUGGGCUGACGUCCAAUCCGCCUCAUCAAACUCGACUCCCAGUCCCUCUGGAAGCCAGCACAGCCAGAACCCGCUUGACUUGGUUCUGGAAGACUACCGCCAAGAGCGCACCCCUUCGCCACAGCUGCGUACGGGUUAUGAGAGGCAUGAGAUUGAGGGAAUCGGAGGCGUUGUAAAGCGCAAGCUUGUCCGCAUGGUCCGAGUAGGCGCCUGUGUCCCUGACUAUGAGGAUGAAAUUGGUCCUGGCAAGAAAGCACUUGGCCGUGAAGUAAGAGCAUGA
Molecule: messenger RNA, 1203 nt
Organism: Clonostachys rhizophaga
Lineage: Eukaryota; Fungi; Ascomycota; Sordariomycetes; Hypocreales; Bionectriaceae
Source: the annotation of a GenBank genome assembly